AUGCAAGCUGCUAUCCACGUUCCAAACUCGCCCACCUUGAAGAUCGUGAAUGACUUCGAGAUUCCGAAGCCUGGGCCAAAGCAAGUACUCCUAAAGGUUCAGGCUUCUGGGGUCUGUCAUUCUGAUCGUUACUCUGUGCUCAGUCUUGGAGGCUGCGUCCGUUGCCUUGCAAGGCAAGCCGGCAUAAAGCUCACUCCGUCUGAGCCAGCAGAGCAGGAGUUCCUCAGUCUCCCAUUUUUCGGCCUUGGAGCAAAUGGUGGACAUGCAGAAUUUGCUGUAGCUGAUGAGCAUGCACUUGUUCCUGUGCCCGAUAAUGUAUUGCCGGAGCAUGCAGCAGUGAUGGCUGAUGCUGGCAUUACUGCAUGGCACGCCAUUAAGAAGACAGCAAACAUCAAGAAAGGUGAACGGGUUCUCAUAACUGGCAUUGGCGGACUCGGACUUCUCGCAGUUCAGUUUGCAGUCUUCCUUGGAGCAGACGUGUUUGCCGUCGAUAUGCGCCUGAGUAGCCGUGAGCUCGCACUCAAGUUUGGAGCUCGUCAAGCUUUCGACUUGGUGGAACUUGACACUGCACUCGCUAAGGGCUUUCAAGUCGACUGUGCUGUAGAUUUUGUCAGUUCUGAUACAACAUUCAGAGUGUACAGACCACCUGAACUAACAAUAGUACAGAAGUAG
Messenger RNA from Fomitiporia mediterranea MF3/22, 672 nucleotides. RefSeq names its product GroES-like protein. Lineage: Eukaryota; Fungi; Basidiomycota; Agaricomycetes; Hymenochaetales; Hymenochaetaceae. The transcript has 5 exons. The record is from RefSeq and is a predicted model, not a curated record. Gene Ontology annotation, molecular function: oxidoreductase activity. The coding region runs from base 1 to 672 and encodes 223 amino acids.